Molecule: messenger RNA, 1982 nt
Organism: Xiphophorus hellerii (green swordtail)
Lineage: Eukaryota; Metazoa; Chordata; Actinopteri; Cyprinodontiformes; Poeciliidae
Product: indoleamine 2,3-dioxygenase 2-like
Exons: 10
Coding region: 115-1344 (409 amino acids)
Biological process (GO): 'de novo' NAD+ biosynthetic process from L-tryptophan
Cellular component (GO): cytoplasm
Molecular function (GO): metal ion binding; L-tryptophan 2,3-dioxygenase activity; indoleamine 2,3-dioxygenase activity
Source: RefSeq, a predicted model, not a curated record
GUAGUGGAAGCAAGCUCAGAGCAAGUUUAACAAUUCCUAUCUUUGAGUCAGACACACACGGAGGGAUUUUUCUUUCAAAGCCAAACUGCUUCGGUGGAGUUCAGGGUAGAGCAUAUGGAGACAAACUACAGAGAAACACUGCAGGCAGACUUUGAUGCAUUUGAUAUAUCUGAAGAGCUCGGAUUUAUCCUUGAAGAGCCACUGACUCAGCUUCCAGAUUAUUAUCGGGUGUGGUUGGACUUGGCAAAUAACCUGACACAUUUGAUCGAGUCACGUAAACUGCGAGAUGUAGUUCAUAAGAUGCCAAUUUUGAGUCCCCAUCAUUUAAGUAACCAUCGGGAGCUCCGGCUGGCCCAUCUUGCCCUGGGGUUCAUCAGUAUGGGAUAUGUAUGGCAGGAGGGACAACAUGAGCCUGCACAGAUUCUUCCCAAAGCCCUGGCCUGGCCUUACUGGCUAAUAUCUCGCAGGCUCGGCCUUCCACCCAUUCUGACCUAUGCAGAUUCUGUUUUAGCCAACUGGAAAUUAAAAGAUCCCACAGGGGAUAUGGAAAUUGGGAACAUGGACUUAAUAUUUUCCUUUCCUGGAGGGGAGAGUUGCAGGGGAUUUUUUAUGGUGUCGUUGCUCGUGGAGAUGGCUGCCAGCUCAGGCAUAACGGGAUCCCUGGAGGUGAUGCACGCCAUGAAAAUCUCCGACCUAAUUGGCAUACAGAAAGGCCUAAUCAAAGUAACACAGUCUCUGAAGAAGAUGAAGGAAACAUUCCAACUCAUGCACAAUCAUGUGGAGGCAAACACAUUUCAUGGAACAUUGAGGAUUUUUGUCUCAGGGUGGCGAGAUAACCCCAUGCUUCCAAGAGGGCUCCUGUACGAAGGCGUUAGCAACGAGCCGGUUUUGCUGUCAGGUGGAAGUGCAGCGCAGAGCUCAGCCAUUCAGUGCUUUGAUGCUUUGCUAUGCAUUCAACAUGAGGACGAGACAGGAGCCUUCCUGACACGCAUGAGAGAUUACAUGCCCCCUGCACAUCGUCAGCUGAUUGAAACUCUGUCUGUCUGUCCAUCGCUACGAGAUUUCAUUACGACUUGCUCCGACUCUGACCUCUGCCAGGCCUACAACUCCUGCGUCUCUUCUCUGGUGGAUUUACGGAGCUAUCAUCUCAAAACCGUGGCCAAGUAUGUCACUGUGCCUGGUAACCGUGCCAGGGCCAUGGGCUGCCCUCUCAGAGGAGUGGGUACUGCCCUCAACACCACUGGAACUGGCGGCUCGAAUCUCAUGGUUUUCCUCAAGACUGUUCGUAACACCACCCAGAAAGCACUGAUCUUAGAAAGACCCACAACAUCAAGAGAAACAUAAAUUGGGAUAUUUAUACUGUCGUCUGCAGGGAUGUGUAAAACAUUUUUAUGAACUGUAUUUAUGAAAAUUUUACUAAAAGAUAUGUAUGUGUGUGAGCACAUUGCUCAACAAUGUGCAAUUAUUUUCAGGAAUUUUUAAACGUGACAGUAAUAUUUGUCAGUUCUUGCUUCAGUAAGCUCGUAUUGCAGCGCAACACGAGGACUUUCAGAACAUUAAACUAAACUGUAAUAACUGUACGGUUCUAAAAGAGGAACCAAACAGUUGGACUUCUCUUUUAGUAACCGCAAGCUGGACAGCCAGUUAGGUUAUGUUGUGUCGUCACUGUGGAAAGAGAGGGGGGGAGACACCAACAUUAAAACAGAAAUCAUUCAAAUAAAGCCUGUCAGCUUCACUGUUUGUGCUUGAUUUUAGCCGCCGUUUGUUUUUCCAAGCUAAUCCAGUCCAACGUACAUAAAAUAAACCUGAGGAAGAGAGAUAAUCAUUAAGCAUUGAUUUCAAAUCAAUUUUUUGUUAACUUUUCUUAAUAAAAACAUCAACAGUAUUUUUCUGUGAUCUGUGGUUAACUUGAAAAUAAUAUUUAUGAUCAAGUGAUGUGACAGAACAAACAUUGAGGAGUAAAACUUUGCCUUUGCCAUUGA